Molecule: messenger RNA, 4176 nt
Organism: Lutra lutra (Eurasian river otter)
Lineage: Eukaryota; Metazoa; Chordata; Mammalia; Carnivora; Mustelidae
Gene: FOXP3
Product: forkhead box P3
Exons: 12
Coding region: 1757-3223 (488 amino acids)
Biological process (GO): regulation of transcription by RNA polymerase II
Cellular component (GO): nucleus
Molecular function (GO): RNA polymerase II cis-regulatory region sequence-specific DNA binding; DNA-binding transcription repressor activity, RNA polymerase II-specific
Source: RefSeq, a predicted model, not a curated record
GCGCCCCCCAGGCACCCACACCCCGGCACCCCCGGGGACCGCUCCGGGAGGCGGCAGCAGCGCCUCCAGCUCCACCAUGACGCGCCCCAAGCGCUCCAGACGACCCGGCGCGGGCGGCAGCGAAAAUGUGGGCACCAGGCCUGAAGUCAGUCUUGCAGAGGGCUUGGAGUAGAUGUUGGAUGGCAGAACCCCGGGCCACGCAGGGUGCUGAGGAGCCGGGGACUGGGAGCCACAGCCGUGACUUAUCGGGAGAAGUCCCUGGGGCCUGGGGCUUCUGCACAAGGGGGUUACUGCUCAAGUAAGGAAAUGCAGCUGCCAACUCUUGGACAACCAUAAAACCUCACAAGCUUCAAGCCCCCCCUCCCCUGAGGAAUCUCCAAAUCUCAGAACUUCCCUGUCACUGCAGCCUCGAAUUUAAGACCCAAGACUGUUGGGCCCAAGGAAACCUGGGUGUUUUUAAGCCCGUCCGGCACCAAAGAAGGCAGAGUCCCCACUUGCCAGCUCUGUCAUCUUGGGCAAGUCCGUCGACUACUUCGCGCCUCUGUUUGGCCCAUCUGUGUAACGGCCAUGAUGACAAGAUGGACCGAGAAGGGCUGUGGUGAGGAUUGAACGUGAUCGUUCGGGAGACUUGUCCAGCACGGUGUCUGGCCCGGGGAAAACUACAGAUAAAUGUCAGCUACAGAGAGGAUGGUGGAUACUUGGCAUCCAAAAACCCUGGAAACUGGGAUUUUUCAAAGUAGAGAAUUGCAAAGACUGAGAUCGUGGUGUCCCUGAGUAGGAGAGGGUCGGGGUCCUAAGGUGCCUCUGGGCUUCAUGAGGACAGAUGCAUUAACACUGGGGGCCUCAUUGGGACCUUCCCUGUAGGGUACCCUCCAGGUUAGAGUUCUCAGACCUUACAGCGUGAUAAGACGAGACUUUUCUCCCUCUCCUCGCUCAGUGAUGCUAAGUGGAUUCUGGGAGCUAGUGAUUCUCAGACUGUUAGAUUCUGUAAAUUGUGGCAGAUAGAGAGGGACUCCCUGCCUUUCCCGUGAAAUAACUUCCAUGUCCCCUUCUGUAGGGAGACGCGUUGCAGAUCUCCCCCUCCCUGGGCAGUAAGAACAGUGAUGACCAUAUCAAUUCUGCUUAAGGGGAAACUGAGGCAUGGAGCAGGGCAAAGUCUCUGGAAACCCAGCCCUAUUCAGUUUCUUUCCCUGGUGUUUCUUGUCCCAUCACAUUCACAGAGUGGUGUCUCUGCCUGCUUGGGACACCUCCGUGAUUUAUUUGAGUCCCCCCCUUUUUUUUCUAACUACACACUUUUGUGUAAAAAACUGUGGUUUCUCAUGAGCCCUGUUAUCUCAUUGAUACCUCUCACCUCUGUGGCGAGGGGAAGAAAUCAUAUUUUCAGAUGACUCGUAAAGGGCAAAGAAAAAACCCAAAAUUUCAAAAUUUCCGUUUAAGUCUCAUAAUCAAGAAGAAGAGAAACAGAGCGAGCAAGAGAGAGAGAGAGAGCAAGAGACAGAAAAAACUAUGAGAACCCCCCCACCCCGUGAUGAUCAACACACACACACUCAUCGAAAAAAAAAAAAAUUGGAUUAUUAGAAGAGAGAGAGAGAGGUCUGUGGCUUCCACACCGUGGUUUUUCUUCUCGGUAUAAAAGCAAAGUUGUUUUUGAUAUGUGACAGUUUCCCACAAGCCAGGCUGAUCCUUUUCUGUCAGUCCACUUCACCAAGGUGAGUGUCCCUGCUCUUCCCCAUCAGAUGCGGGUCCAGUGGAGGAGAUGGUAGUGAGGCAGGCACCGGGUGGGGGUCAGGGGACCUCCGGUACCGGCAAGACAGCUCCUUUGGUUCCAGUCAGCCUGCCCUCGGACAAGGACUCAAUGCCCAACCCCAGGCCAGCCAAGCCCUCGGCCCCUUCCUUGGUGCUUGGCCCAUCCCCGGGAGCCUCACCCAACUGGAGGGCUACACCCAAGGCUUCAGAUCUGCUUGGGGCCAAGGGCCCAGGGGCAACUUUCCAGGGCCGGGACCUCCGAGGCGGGGCCCAUGCCUCCUCCUCCUCCUCUUUGAACCCCAUGCCACCAUCGCAGCUGCAGCUGCCCACAGUGCCCCUAGUCAUGGUGGCACCCUCUGGGGCACGGCUGGGCCCCUCACCCCACUUGCAAGCCCUCCUCCAGGACAGGCCACACUUCAUGCACCAGCUCUCAACGGUGGAUACCCACACUCGGACCCCCGUGCUGCAGGUUCGCCCACUGGACAGCCCAGCUAUGAUCAGCCUGCCGCCACCCACUGCUGCCACCAGUGUCUUCUCCCUCAAGGCCCGGCCUGGCCUGCCACCUGGGAUCAACGUGGCCAGCCUGGAGUGGGUGUCCAGGGAGCCCGCGCUGCUCUGCACCUUCCCAAGCCCCAGCACACCCAGGAAAGACAGGUCAGUGGACCAGGCUGGGAAGGACCCUUGCUCUGCCAUUGCCUCCCCUUACACCUUCUGUCCUCCUAGUGCCCUCUCGACGGUGCCCCAGGGCUCCUACUCGCUGUUGGCAAAUGGUGUCUGCAAGUGGCCCGGAUGUGAGAAGGUCUUUGAGGAGCCAGAGGAUUUCUUCAAGCACUGCCAGGCGGACCAUCUCCUAGAUGAGAAGGGCAGGGCACAGUGUCUCCUCCAGAGGGAGGUGGUGCAGUCUCUGGAGCAGCAGCUGGUGCUGGAGAAGGAGAAGCUGGGCGCAAUGCAGGCCCACCUGGCUGGGAAGAUGGCCCUGACCAAAGCCCCAUCCACGGUGUCAACGGACAAGGGCUCAUGCUGCAUUGUGGCCAGUGGCACUCCCGUCACCACUGGCCCAGCGUGGCCCAGCCCCCAGGAGGCCCCUGACGGCCUGUUCGCUGUGAGGAGGCACCUCUGGGGCAGCCAUGGAAACAGCACAUUCCCAGAAUUCUUCCACAACAUGGACUACUUCAAGUUCCACAACAUGCGGCCCCCCUUCACCUAUGCCACCCUCAUCCGCUGGGCCAUCCUGGAGGCUCCCGAGAAGCAGCGGACACUCAAUGAGAUCUACCACUGGUUCACACGCAUGUUUGCCUUCUUCAGAAACCACCCUGCCACCUGGAAGAACGCCAUCCGCCACAACCUAAGCCUGCACAAGUGCUUCGUGCGGGUGGAGAGCGAGAAAGGGGCCGUGUGGACCGUGGAUGAAUUUGAGUUCCGCAAGAAGAGGAGCCAGAGGCCCAGCAGGAGUGCUAACCCCACACCCGGCCCCUAACCUCAAAACCAAGCAAAGGAGGAAGGAUGGACAGGGGCUGAAAUGCGGGGUGGAAAUGGCCAGGGGCAGGGGUGAUGGGCCCUGGACAUGCCCACUGGGGCCAAGAAGUGAGGUGUGCACGGUCUUGCCUGCCAGGGACCCUGAGCCUCAGCUGACCACCCUUCUAGAGUAUCCGCCCUGCACCAAGGCUGCUCAGAGGGGCCCUGCCCCUGCCCCCUGGCCCAGCUUCCCACAACAAGCUCUUUAGCCAAACUGAGCCUUCACACCAACCACACACACAGCCUGCCUCCGUCGCUCAGACAGGUGACCUUUGGGCUGGAAGACACACACACACACACACACACACACACACACACACACACACACACAGGGUCCAUCCUGUCCCUUGGACACAGGACCAAGAACCUGCCUCAGUACUCUCGGAUAACCACAACCUCUACAGCCUCACAGACCAUCGCACCUGAGCAUGGUCCUGUCAACCCACAAUCCCCGAAGCACACACCCAUGGCCAUCCCCCUGCCUGGCACACACGUGCAUGUGGUGUCACAUGGGGCGUACCCAGCGCACCCCACCCCCGCCCUGCAUAGAAGCAGCCUUGGUACCUUUAGGAUCUCAGGUCCCAAAGAGCCACACAAACACACCCCAGUCAUGCACAUUCUCAUGCAGCUCCCAAGACAUCAGCUCGCUCACACAGGCCAAGAGAACGCACAGGGACAUCACAAGUGCAUGCACAUGCCCCAGUGGGUCUCCGGGGUCCCAAGUGGGCUUUCACAGCCACACCCAUGGAAUCGCCAGAUAGAUCCCAUGUCUCACCCGCCGCCCGCCCCACCUCCCCGGCCUUGAACGCUACGUCCCCAUCCAGGCCUCAGCUUUGACUGCAGACAGAGCCCCUUCUUUAUUUGGGAUCCAAGGUCCUAACCCCAGCGCCCUCUCCAAUAAACGGCAGCCAAGUU